AUGGAAUAUGUUGCUUGCUCCCUGUCGACUGCCGUGCGUAAGGCAAGCGGCGAUGUAAGUCAGUCAAUCAGUCAAUCAAGUCCCGCCAUGCUGGCUGCAGACAAGACAAGAGGCAGCACGGCUAAGGUCUCAACCGUCACCGAUGCGGCACCGAUGCGGCGAUACCAAGCAUCCAAGCCGGACGACACGGCAAGUCUGAUAUCUUGGGUCAUCACCCACCUCACCCACCGAACCACCAACAUCAGACCGUCACCGUCAGCCCGGCCCUGA
Colletotrichum lupini is the source of this 270-nucleotide messenger RNA. RefSeq lists its product as uncharacterized. The transcript has 2 exons. NCBI's taxonomy places the organism in Eukaryota, Fungi, Ascomycota, Sordariomycetes, Glomerellales, Glomerellaceae. The record is from RefSeq and is a predicted model, not a curated record. The coding region runs from base 1 to 270 and encodes 89 amino acids.